Messenger RNA from Cavenderia fasciculata, 1437 nucleotides. Its product is annotated as patatin family protein. The coding region runs from base 1 to 1437 and encodes 478 amino acids. Gene Ontology annotation, biological process: lipid metabolic process. The transcript is spliced from 2 exons. The record is from RefSeq and is a predicted model, not a curated record. Lineage: Eukaryota; Evosea; Eumycetozoa; Acytosteliales; Cavenderiaceae.
AUGUCACAAGGAUCAUAUUGUGUACUAUCAUUGGAUGGAGGAGGAGUUAGAGGGAUAAUAGAGACAGCAAUUCUAUCUAGAAUCAUAAUGGUAUAUCCCAAUUUUUUAGACAGUGUUGAUUUAAUUACAGGCGCGAGUGCUGGAGGUAUAUUGGCGUUGGUAUUGGCUUCUGGCAAGUCAAAUAUAGAGGCACAAGAUUUUUUCAAAAAGCUUGCACCUGCCAUUUUUCACAAGAGCUGGUUCCAUGAGAUCACCAGUCUCGACAGUUGCAUUGCACCUGCCUACACCAAUGCCAAAUUAAAAGAAGUGUUGGCACAAGAGUUUGGCGAUCUUCGUUUAAAAGAUCUACCCAAAAAGGUAUUGAUUCCUAGUUUCCAAUUGGACAACCACUCAACCGCCCACAUUCCCGAAGAGGACAAGGUUAAAAAUGCAGAUGGAUCGGGUGUCUAUGAAGACGAUGACGAUGAUUUCGAAAUCAUCCCUCACCACGUACCCCCACGCAAACAACAACAACACAGACGUUGGGCACCACGUUUCUUCCACAACCUCCAUCACUCCAAGACCAAGAAUCACAAAUGUGUCGAUGUUGGUUUGCGUACCAGUGCCGCACCCACCUAUUUCCCCAUCUAUCAAGGUUUUGUAGAUGGUGGUGUCUAUGCCAACAAUCCAUCGCUUUGUGCAGUCACUAGUGCCAUCUCGUCGGGUGUACCACUCGAUUCGAUUGUCGUCUUGUCAUUGUCAACUGGUCGUGACGGAAUGUUUGUGUCACCGGAACAGUAUGGAGCAGGUGACUGGGGUCUCGCUCAAUGGGCUCCAACUCUUAUCAACAUGUUGUUGGACAGUAACGUAGAAAUCUCUGAUUUCCAAUGUGCUCAAUUGCUCGGUGGUCACUAUCAUCGUGUCGAUCCACUCCUCCCAAAGGUCAUUGAUUUGGAUCAACCAAACUUUAUCCCACUUCUCGAGGAAAUCGCCAACAAUGUCGAUAUCACAGAUACAUUGAAUUGGAUCAAACAAUAUUGGUUCAAUGAGAAACCACAAGUCAAUUUUACCAAAACUCCAACCACCUCUCCUUCUCUCUAUGCAAACAAAAAGGAAUGUUGUCAACAUCAUCAACAACAAUCAGUACCACCAACUAUUAAACCACAAUUCCAAACUACCAAUGAUGAAGGAAAACAAGUUGGUCAAGAGGAAGAAAUGGAAGAAAAGGAACAAACAGAAAAACAAAUAGAACAAGAUGAAACGAUUACAUCACAACUUUCAUGUAUCUCAUCAACAAUGGAGGUUAUUGAUAAUUAUCAAGAAUCUGUACAACCAGAAGCAGCAGAAACGGUAUCAACAACCCAAGAAAGCAGCACAAAUACAACACCCACCAACAGUAAUAAUAAUAGUGCAACCUAUUAUGGUGGGGCUGACAGGCGUUAUUGUACCAUUCAAUAA